Centrocercus urophasianus (Greater sage-grouse) is the source of this 14167-nucleotide messenger RNA. RefSeq names its product pleckstrin homology domain containing M3 (gene PLEKHM3). The record is from RefSeq and is a predicted model, not a curated record. NCBI's taxonomy places the organism in Eukaryota, Metazoa, Chordata, Aves, Galliformes, Phasianidae. The transcript is spliced from 12 exons. The coding region runs from base 5588 to 7867 and encodes 759 amino acids.
GCAAGCUGGUAUAACAUCUGUCUUCUUAAUUGUUGACAAAGCUGCUACUGCAUCUGAGUUUUUGUAUGUGGAAGGAGAUGGAGGAAGGUUUAAAUGUAGGAGAGGCAUUCUGAGAAAAUUAUGCUGCUGCAGUACAUUCUCCUUCAUCUAUUCUGGUAGUGUUGCUCUUGCUGAUGAUGAGGAUGGUAGCAGCAUCUUCAGAGUGUUAUAUCUAUGCUUCAGAAGGGGAUAAAGCUUGGGGUGAGUGGCUUCUUUGGUCUAAGUACUGUUAGGCCAUGCACUGGAAAAGAAAUAAGCAGAGCCUGGGGAUGAGAUCUAUAUCCCAGUGCUUUUCAGAGAGUAAUUUCCUGUUGAAAUGAGAAGGGAACUUCCUUGGAAUGUAAGUUUUGUAUACGGGUUCUUAUAUCACCUACCAAAAACACCUGCUGCUUUCCACUAAGGGAGUCUAGGCUGGAUAUUAGGUGAGAUGAUUCACUUGCUGAUUUCUGAUAGGGGCACUCUUUGUAACAGAAAAUCAAUUGAUAACUUCCUAUCAUUAACUAAAUUAAUCUUUCUUUUAUUCCCCUUUCUCCUUAUCUCACCAUGAAAGGAAGAUUCUCUGUUAAAAGGAAUGUGGCAAAUUAUUAGGGCUGUCUGUAUGAAGGAUGUAAAGCUAUCAGUGGUGGACAGAGAGGACUUCUUAGCUAAGAAAUUAGAGGAGGAGCUUCAAAAAGGAUUGCACUGUCACUGUAACUUCAAAUAAUGUCUUCCAAUAUAAUUAACUAUUGAUUAUUGUUUUACUCUUAAUGUAUAAUUAUUUCUCAAAUUUGCCUGUCUAUGUCAAGGCCAUGGAUAGAAAUGUAUAUACUGAUUAUUUUGUCUCUUGAGGUACUAUCAAAGGGAAGGUAUUUCUCCAUAUUUUAACUGUCAGGGUCAGCUGGGGAUAAUUAGCCACCAGCUGCUCUGGAAGUAUACAUGGUUAUACAUGUUCCACAUCUACCAAAAGUCUUUUGCAUACUAAAAAAAUUUUCUGAACUUGAACCAAACAGAGUGACUUGGCUUAGAAUACUGUAGUUUGGGUCAUUAAACUAUGGCACCUGUCAUUUGAAAAGCAGCUACAAAGACUACCCUGGAAUCCAGCUGGCCACAUUCAACUGCCAUAGUCUAAGUUUAUUAGCUGCAAACAGUAAAAAAAGAGCAACAUUUUCGUAGAGAACUUUAUAUAUAUUUCUUUUUUUCAGAAAGCUCAAUUUAUGAAAAAAAUAUCUCUUCUCUUUCAGAUGUAUGAACUUCUUUGCAAAAUGAUCUGAGGUAUCACUAGUGAGAUUAGCUAACAGCUGCAGGAUGGAAUUGUUUUGCUAUGGAUAGGUGAUCAAAAAAUAUACAUAUAUAUAUUAUAUAUAUUGCAGUCUGUCAGCAUUAUACUCAUUAGUAAGGGGCAAGCAAAUGAAACAGGCUGAAGGUGCUGCUGUUUGGAAAACAGCUGCAGAGCUGUUGAUUGUUGGCAGGGAACACAACCACCAUCCCCAUAUUCAGCAGUGAGGAAAAUCUCAUUGCUGCCCUUCAGGGAGGCCAUAGCAAGCAGGUGAUUUUGCACCACAGAAAUGGCUGCGCUUACAUUCAGUUAUCUUCUCGGGCGCCUGGCCCUACAAGCAAGCAUUCCUGACCAGAAAGAAUCUCCAGUUUUUCUUCAUUUUGCCAGCAGAGUAUGAAAAUGGUGGUAAAGACUUCGGCAGCUACCUGUAUGUCAUCAUCCUCUCUUCUAUCAACUCAAGUGUGCCACCUGACAAAUACAACACAACUUCUUAAUUUAGAGGUAGCUCCCUAAUGUUUUUAUUAGGGAUUCCGCACAGCAUACUGGUUUUCAAGGACAGUCACUGACCUAAGUGCAUCCCAUUUAGAUUCUGUGCAGUACUUGGCUGAUGGGACCCUCAGAGCUAAAGCUUGUAGAGCAGAGCCUGUAGGCUGUGAUUUUUCAAGGUGCCACUCAAAGAGAGUUUACAGGCUGGGGUUGCUCAGUCUGACUGACAGAAAAACUCAUUGGAUAUCAGCUGCACCAGCCCCAGUGGUUCUGCUCAAGGUGGUUUUAUGUCCAUCUUUUCUUCAGAUAACCUCUUAGUUACACUGAGCUUGUUAGAGACAUGAGUUGGGCUUGUUAGUGGUCUAAAUCUGCAGCACGCAAGCGAUAAAGAUUACAGUGGCUUAAUGAAUCUGCUUUGCUACCAAAGUGUUACCAAAUGUUCCAAAAUAAUGUUCUGUUCUGUUUUCUUGCAUGCAGAAGGGUUUCAGCCCACAGUUGCUAUGCAUCGUGUGGUAAGUGCAGCCUGUUUCCUCAGCAGGUUCCAAGGUGCAGAGAAGGGAUGGGGUGAGCUUUCCAGGAACUGAGGCACAACUACUCUCUUUGCAGACAGAUAACCUGUGAAACUCCUCUUGUGGUCUUGAGAGACAAUUUUCAGAAAUACCAAAUUCUCUGCCAGAGAAUUUGACUCUAAGAGUCAUUAGGAAUCAGUGAAACCAUAUUACUUAUGUAUUUCUAUCUUUUGUCUGGCUGGGCACUCCUCUUGUUUAUGUGUUUCCUCCUGAAAAUUUUGCUUGUGUAUGUCAUUGAUGGUUCCUUUCCAAUUCUCUCUCCAAAUACAAGAAAAAAAGGAGAAGACCCUUACUUAUCUAUCGUGUAUAACUGAAACUCAUCACUUUAUGUAUAUGCCUCUAUCACCUGCUCUCUGAGGAGGUCCUGUGAGCAGCAAAAUCAACCUGGCUGCUUUCUUACUAAAUCGUGUAAUCAUGUCUCCUUUCUUUUCUACUUCCUGGUGUUUUCACAUCUAUCUAAUGCUAACAUGCUUGAAGAGACUCGAGUGGUGGCACUUCUGAAAAGGAAGAUGGGCUUGGUUUUGCUUGCCUCCCCUUUAGCAGAAAGGCUGAAUUUUCCUGUUUUCUACCCAGUAUUUAACAAAUGCAAGAACUGUGUCUUUAAAGACGCUACUGCCAUAUCUAGUUGAAUUUCCUGCAUAAUUCAAAAGAAAGGGAAGGAGAACAACUGAAAGAUAGGCAGGAUGGUGGCACAAACCCUUUUUCCUUAGGCAACAAAACAGAAAGAUGUCUGAUAUAUAUCUUGUGGGGAUUACAGAGCUAAACAGAUCUUUGUAGUCUUGUUUCUCUCCUGCUCGAGCUGGAAUGAGCAGUCCUGGUCAUGAUGCUUGAACUGGGGGUACAUAGUGGGUGCUGUCAGGGAAGUUUGUCACUUGUAGGUUUACUUUCUGCCCUUGCCUCUUCCCUGCUAGUAAUUGCAGUGUGCACCCAGAUAUUCUUCUGGAAGAUGGGAUCCAGAAAAGCACAUCAGGAAUUGAGAAUAUCUGUUCCAGCGUACAUUCCCUGGCAUUUGUCAUCCAUGGCUUUCUUCUGUGGCCACGUUGCUCUGUCAGCUUGGUUGGCCCUUGUGGCUUCUUGAGGCCCUGUGUAUCCCUAACUAAAAGGAAACUCUAUAUCUCGUGUGGCAUGACCUGCAGUCACUGCUGCUUGCCUCUUCUAUGAGUAAUGUGGACGUUAUGCUCUCGUGAUAGUAAAGACUUAACUCAUGUUGUGAUUAUUCAUUAUCUGACUGUUGCACAUCUGUGGGCAGAAGCUGUAUCCACAGUAGCUAUUUUUCAACUGUUACAAACCGAUGCUGAGCAGUUUUUGCUAAGAACAAUGCACUGCCUUCACCAAUUUUGGUUAAGAUGGCUUUCUUACAGCUGCCUGUAGCUUUGGUAGUUUUUAGUAGUCUGGCUGAUGCAUCCCUCUUCGUUGUGUUCACCAUCCUAGGCUGAAUGUCCUUGGAAAAUUUCAGAUGUUUCUGAGAAGCAAUACAUGAGGCAAUACAUGUGAUAGUAAUUUUAAAGGAGUUCAUCCUAAUGUUUUGUUUUCCUUUUCUGCUCUUAUGUGAAAGGAGCAAUUUCCACUGUUCUCUCUCCUGGAGGAGAUUCAGAUGGAUCUGUUUACUGGCAUAUCAGAGCUUGCAUUCAUUUGUCACGAAAUCCCUUUAAAAGUCUGAAAGAAAUCAUUGCUGAAUGUCACUGUCAGAAGAUGCCAGCUUGUGCUUAUGGAGAUUCAUUGAAUCCCAGUGCUGAGGGAGCCACUGCACGCAUGGCACCUCUUUCUCUGAUCUGAGGAGGCUCUAGUGUAGUAGGAUGUGAUCUGCCUGUCACUGCCACUGAGGUCACAUUGCCUGUACCUACUGAGCAGGACUGAUCAACAAAGGUAGGGGAUAUGAGUGUUGCCCUUUGCAUGCCAUAUGAUGCAGGGCCUGCCACCUUCUCAUGAUCCUGUGAUUCAGCAUCUCCCUGAACAUGAGGUCAGCUACAGCAUUCUGCGUGGCUGCAUGACUGGAAAUUCCAGUCUCUAGGAUCCAGAGGAACAUGCAGCUACGUGAGGCAAAGCUUCCAGCAGUUAAGAACAAACCUGUUAAUGUAAGUGUCAUUUUUUUUCCUGUCCCUUUUCACCUUUCUUGAUGAUUUAAAAUACAGAACUGCAUGUGCUAUCACUGAAAUUCUUCCUCUGCAGUGUUUCAGUGGCAUGUCACAAACCCUUGUAGAGUGAUUGCUGCUCUGGUGCUUAUGUGAGAGCCGGGCUGUGUUCUCUGCCAUUUCAGGAGGUAGUGCCUUUGUGUGGUCAGCCUGCAGCUCUCUUGGCAUGGGGUUGUGCUGGUGCUGCUUUUGUUCAAAUGAAAGCCUUUUGCGGUUUUGCAAUUUCCACAUGCCAUUCUUACUUUAAAGAUAUAGCAUGGGAGGACGUGGAAUAAGUGGAUGGGUUGAAACACACUGUGUUGCUCAGCCUGCUGGAGCUCUGAGGCACCACGAGCAGAAUGUUGCUCAGGGGUAAAUGGCAAGAAUGACCUUGAGAGUGAACUUUGCUUCUUUAAGGUGACGUGGAUAUGGUUGGAGUGGCUUCAUUUCCCACUGCCAUCAACAAGUACUAUUGCAAGCUUUGCAAAGAGUGUUCCCAUACUGUUCUGAUUUGAAACCACUCUAUAUGUGUUUUGUUCAGCAAUCCGUUUUGAUUCUGUCUCUUCCAUUACUGUCUCAUUCUUCAGUUUGUCUUAGUCCUAGUUUGCUGUGAGAAAAGUGAAGAGAAUCCUUGCAAAAAGGUGGGGGAGAAAGAUCUCAGUGUAAAGCCCUGAAGUUUCCAGAGUUAUGUAUGUGGUCAUUUAUUUGUUUGUUUGUUUAUUAUUUAUUUGUUUGUUUAUUUUAAUUGGAAUGUGCUUAGAGAGAUGAUGGUCUGAAAUGCUGAUCUGUGACUCAGGAGGCUGAGCUGCUGCUUUCCAGCACAGGACCGUUGUGGCCACAGCAGAGGGAGGGAGGAGGCCAGCGAGUGCCUGUGGAGGUUUUGUGCUCCAGGACUCUGUGCCCUUUGGUGAGCCGUUAUCACUAUGAGCGUGCUUUCUAGAGUGACUACAGCCAACUUUGUCAUGAAUGUUCGGUCUCGCAUCUGAAGAAAGGGAUUGGUUGAGUUCCUCUCUGCCAGUACGGAUUGUGGUCGAUGUGUGGACUUGUCCUACCAUCUCUGAGUUAGUGGUGUGCAAAGGGCAGAUGUGAAGCACCCAUUUCCUUUGGGCCCACUGGCAGCACAGGACAUGGAAGCUCUUGAAGUUGAUGAUAUUAGCCCUGCCUUGGAAGUGACUGAAGACUUUUUCAAUAGUUUUGAUACUAAGCUUGAGAAGAUUGUGCAGCCCUCUGGGGUAUUUGGUGUCCAGGAGGUGCCUGAGCUGGUUGGGCAUGAGGUGUUUCAUCAGAUAACAGAGAGCAGGAAUCUAAGGAACGUCGCCUCCUUAGCCAAAAGUAGCCUCAUUUGGGAUCACUGCAAAAAUGGCCUCUUGGAAACGAAAGCCCAGACAGCACUCUCUGCCAAAGAUCAGCAUGUGGUGCGGAGGGGAACAGCUGCUGACAACCUUGCUUGGGCAGGGGAAGGAGAGACUGCUGCUUUUAACAUCUUCAACAUCUGCCAGCGGAGGAGGGACAGGCCUCGGUCAGUGAAUGACAUCCUGGUGCGGAAUGAAGAAGCCUCCACGUUCAAGCCUGGACACAACCGCUCACGCUCUGAUAACAGCCAUGUAAACUGGGGAGUCGUCUUCACUGGCACCUCUCUGCAGCAGCCAGCUCUGCCAGGUCAGGACAAUAACUGCGCUCUGCUCUCCUACCUGGCACUAACCAAGGGACAAGAUAUCCAAGGAAACACAGAACACAAGCCUACGUUCCCAAAUAUUCUGAAGAAGGGAUACUUAGAAAUUAGAAGAGACAAUGACAGCUACUGGCAAACCUGUUAUGCUGAGCUCUCCCCAUCCAAACUGUACCUGUAUUGCCUGGACAGCAGUGGCAACCAGACUCUUCCCACCAUGUUCCCGCUUGUGCAUUUUCAAAGGGUCACUGUUACUGGUAGCAUUGAAGCCAAGGUGGUGGAGGUUGUCCUGUCAGAAAACUCUCAGCUGCAGCUGAAGGCAGAGUCAUCAUGGGAAGCUUUGGACUGGGGGCGGAAGCUCUGGGAAGUGAUGCGUGCUUCUGUGCCUGCUUUCACAAGACAGCCAGAGCAAGUGGAGAAUGUGCCAGAGCCUGACAAUAGCAGUGACCAUUCUCAAACUAACGGAUUGGUAGAGAAGCCCAUGGAACUUUUGCUGUCUAUGAAUUUGACUGAAAAUACUAAAGAAUACCAAAAUAUUCUCAAAUCGGGGACUCUUUAUAGGUUAACUGUCCAAAAUAACUGGAAGGCAUUUACUUUUGUCUUAAAUAGGUCUUAUUUAAUGGCAUUUCAACCUGGUAGGCUUGAUGAAGACCCUCUGCUGAGCUACAAUGUUGAUGUUUGCCUGUCGGUUCAGACAGAUACUCAAGAUGGCUGUGACUCUUGCUUUCAGGUAAUUUUUCCUCAAGAUGUCCUUCGCCUACGUGCAGAGACCCGUCAGAGGGCUCAGGAGUGGAUGGAAGCACUGAAAACAGCAGCCAAUGCCACUAGAAGUCUAGGUCAGAACCCACAGGUCACGCUUCGAAACAAACCUGGAGAUCGACCCUUUGGAAAUGAUUUCAGGAAGAGCAAGCGCCAGUCUGUGACAACCAGCUUCCUCAGCAUCCUGACUACGCUGUCUCUAGAAAGAGGGCUCACAGUUCAGAGCUUCAAGUGUGCAGGCUGUCAGCGCUCCAUAGGCUUGUCCAAUGGCAAAGCCAAGGUGUGUAGUUACAGUGGCUGGUAUUACUGCUGUACCUGCCAUGUGGAUGACAGCUUCCUCAUUCCUGCAAGGCUGGUUCAUAACUGGGAUACUUCCAAGUACAAGGUAUCAAAGCAAGCCAAAGAGUUUCUGGAAUAUGUGUAUGAGGAGCCACUGAUUGAUAUCCAGCAGGAAAAUCCCAUGUUGUACAAGCACGUUGAAUCUCUGGCAACUGUUGUCCGCCUGAGACAGCAGUUAAAAUCUCUGCGAGCCUAUUUGUUCAGCUGCAGAGCAGCAGUGGCUGAAGAUCUACGUAGAAGGAUCUUUCCAAGAGAGUAUCUUCUUCAGCAAAUCCAUCUUUAUUCUCUGGCGGACCUCCAGCAGGUUAUUGAAGGAAAGCUGGCUCCUUUCUUGGGGAAGGUGAUCAAGUUUGCCACCUCUCAUGUGUAUAGCUGCAGUCUCUGUAGUCAAAAGGGAUUCAUCUGUGAGAUUUGUAACAAUGGAGAAAUCCUUUACCCCUUUGAAGAUAUUUCUACAAGCAGGUGUGAAAGCUGUGGUGCUGUCUUCCACUCUGAAUGCAAAGUGAAGGCUGUACCGUGUCCCAGGUGUGUGCGUAAAGAAUUGCAGAAGAAGCAGAAGUCCUUCUGGAGGCGACUGAAUAUGGAUGAAAAUUUUGAAGAGUCUUGCAACAUGUUUGAGUUGUCAUAUCAGAACACAUGAGUUCCUCAAGGCAGUGGCAAGCCUGAAGAGAACCUCUUCCCCAGCUGCCAGCUCAAGCAAUCUCUCAGCUUAGCUAGGCAGAAAUCUUUUUUGCAAAACAAUAUUUGAUCUUCUUCAGCUAUGAAUAGCAGCUGCCAAAGUAACCGUAAAGCCUUGUCGGCUUUGGAUUAUCUGUGGCUAAACUGCAUUUUGCAUUGAAGUUCAGCCGCUAGCUCUCAUGCAAAACACGGUUUACUUGAAAUGCUUUAUGUCUAGCUAAUUAAGCACUUAUCUUUUUCUUUUCCACCUCUGGAGAAGACCUUUCCUCAAGGCAGAAAGUAUUUGCUGCCAUUAAUGCAUUAUUUUUGAUGUUGUUCAUUUAGAAUUGACCAAUCAUCUACUUAUUUAUGUGUAUUAUUUAUUAUUAGCCUUCGCAGAGGUUCUGGUAAAGUGUGUCACAGAAUAGGGCAGGAAUGAUUUUAAGUCCUCCUGUUCCUUUUGAUACGGACACAUGGUUCCAUUUCCCUGUGUUUCCAGAGAGCUAUUUUUAAAAGAUCAGUGCAUUUACAUGUCACUCCUUGCAGAGGAAACAAAAGUACCUCUCAUCAAACCUAAUUCAGGAUGUUUGCUAGCAUAAGAUGCAGAAUAAUUUCUUUAGCUGUGUUUACAUAUUUAUAACUACUCAGUGGAAUAUUACAUAAGCAGAUAAGCAGGGUACUUGCUGCUGUUUUUUGUUUAUGCUAACUAUAUAUCUGUCAAGCUGCGUCACUGAAGUCCAUUCUGCUUUACACUGCUUAUUCUUGAUCUGUGUGGGGUCACAUCCUCAUCUGCAGUAACAUGACAUUCCAACCUCUUGCUAGUCUUGUGUUUGAAGAACUUUUUAACUGUCCACCUUGGUUUUGUUUUUAUGAGGUGAAAUUUACUUUGCAUGUUCAUCUGACCUGAACCUACUAGAUCAAUAGUUGGGAAAGCAUUCUUGUCCAAGUUACCUAGAAUAUACCUCCAAAUUUGUGAAACAUUAGUUUGCUAUGUUCAUGUCAAACGUGUGUCCUGAGUUCUCUGGGAGCUUUAGGGGGGUUUAUACUUCUCUAGUGAUUUCUCUAGUAGAGAGCAAACUUCCUCAAGGUAUGGGUUUGCCUCAUACACAUGGAACAUGGGAAAGUACUAAAGAUGAUAAAUAUAUUAUGACAGAGAAGUACAUGAUGGAUUUUAUUGCAGUGAUGCGUAUCAUCGCUGAUAGUGUUCAGUUCGUGUGAUUUCACCUUUAAUGAGGACUUAGAGAUCUUCCUCAUUCCAGCUCGUAUUCUUAACUCUUUCUCCAGACCCUGCAGUAAUAUGUGUAUUACAUACAUAUUAAUGCAUUCAUGUAUAUAUAUACACACAUAUAUAUAUGCAGAAAGCAAAUAUGGUUUCAGAAGAAAAAAGCUAGUCACAUGCAUGUGCAUUUUUCUUCUCACACAUAGGUUUGUUAAAAUGCAGGAUACUGAUCUUUGCUUCCUAUAUGAUAUGCAGGCUGUUGUAUUCAAGGUAGAAAGCAGUAUUGAUCAUUGAAGCAGCUCACUAAUUGCUAAGUAUUUUAAAUAGAAGAGCAGGGUACAUCAUCUUACAUUAGAGGCUAGAAAGCUACAAACUGCCUUGUAUUGGAGUGUAAGUGGUUGCUUUUUCCAGCCUCCCUUGAAGAAAGUAGCUGAAUCUGAGCUUUCUCAAAUUUCAGCAUGACUGCUAUAUAUAUAUAUAGAAGCAUGUUUAUAUCUGUAUACACUAGACAACCAGUGCCUUUCUUUUCCAGAAGUCUUUCUCCCAUUGGGACUCUUUGGAAGGAAGUGAGGGUUUUUCCAUGUUCUUGGCAGAGUAGUAUAGGGAUUCCUAUAUUUAAUAAACUUGGUGAACGAUGCACCUUUGUCACUAAAAUUAAUACUUCCUUUACACAGGGACAUCUGUGUUUCACGCAGCUCACUGUUCUUCAUGUGAAAUGAGUUAUUUUCAGCUGUCAUCCUUAAGGAUAUAAUGUUCCUUCCAAGUCCAUUCCCACGUGAAGAACUCCCUGCAUGUUCAUAUAUGCAAACACUGAGCAAGUCUUGUGGAAUUAGUCAUGUAAACAGGAAUUACAGUGGUACUGGCUGAAUAAACAGUACACUCCCACGUUUUUCAAUGUGUGUCACUACAGCCCGUCCUGUGGCAAAGCCAGUAACUCAGACUGUCGGAAUCUGGCAAGUACUAUUUUGAUUUAACUCUAGACAUAAUGAUGGGUCAUUAAAGAAAAAAAAAGAAAGUUAUGUUUUCCAUGUCAUAAUGCUUUAGAACUUAAGAUACUUUAUGGCACCAGUUCAUGUUCCGAUUUAGAAAAGUGUUCUUGUGUGCACUGUGGAAUACCCUACAGCAUCAAGGAAUUGAAAUUAGGCAUUGCAAAGUAUUGAUUACUUUUAUAGAUGCCAUGAUGUCUAAAGUGUCAGUGAUGAGAGUGGCUGGAUAUUCUAGUAAAAUUCUGGAGUAACAGUGGACAGCUUUGGAGUUGCUCUCAAUUUGUACAGCUAUUGCAGAACAGUUUUACUUUGUUAUCUGAGACUUAGAGGGGAAAAAAGCUUUUGUUGUCAGAAAAUUCAUUGGAAUUAGUGGUGAGUCUGGAACCUCUGCAUUGCUAAGGACAGGGAGCAGAGCAAAAGCAUGUUUUUUGAUAUGCUGGCAGCACCCAAAGCUUUUUGUGAAUGGAUAAUGUACAAUAUACAUUGGAAAUUACUAUUUUUAAUCCAGUGUAAUUGUAAAUGAAAUGGAUGCAUUUUUCUACCUUGAAAAAGUAAUAGAGCUUCUUCCUGUAGCUAUAAGAGCAGACUGUAAAGCGGAUGCUUUUCUCUCAGGGAUGCCUAGCUCCUAUCCAAAAGAAGUUAUUCCAUAUGGAUGAGUAGGAUGUAGUCUUCUGUUUCUGCCUUUCAAGAGCAUAAAGGCCCAGUCCUGCCUUCAGGAAUUGUUGGUGAAGUAGGAAUGAGCCUUUUUCAAUUUUUAGGGCUGUAGGGUGAAAGAAUAAAUAGAAACUACCGUUCAUGUUGCUAACUCUUGAAAGACCUCAAAAGGAUGGUUUUCCUGCUUGCUGGAAGCACUGUCCAUGCUUCUGUAGGUGGUUUGGAUUUUGUAUAACACUGUAUCUUGCAUGACUUCUCUGCUAGUGUAAUGUAGUGGUGCACACUGGUCACCAAUGUACUGUUUUCCUGUUCCGUAGCCUUGUUUACGCUCUGCAGACUUCUAGGUGGGCACCAGCUGGAAAAGUACCUAGGGCCUUUCCAAAUUAUGCAUUUCUGUCCCCCACACACGUGGACAGAGGUGGAAUUUGUGUGUAUGUGCUUCUAGUCCCAUCCUGCCCAUGCAAGAAAUAAAUUUGAACAGUAGCCUUUCACUGUGAUUCAAAAAUAAAAUGUGCUGUUAGUCUCCUUCACAAAGAAGGUGCUCCCUUUACUUAAGGAGGAGGAUAAAUUGAUUUGUAGGUCCAGUUACUGCUCUAACUUUGUUGUACAGAGCUUAUAAAUCACUGUAGAGAUAGAAUGCUUCACUGCAAGGGACUGUAGCCUGACUUUACAACUAUUUAGAAAAUUAUCAUCUCGAUUUAGUUAGUCUGAGAUUAUUUAAUGCAGAAUACUGUAGAUAAACUUACACAAUUCUCCCUAUUUUUCUCCUUAACCCAAACUUCUAGCUUUUUAAUGUAGAUAAACACAUAUCUAGAGAGUGCAAACUGCAGCUUUUUUGAUUUUAUCCAUCUGCAGAAUUUUGGAUCCCCCAGAAAUCUUUGUCUCUUUUAGUUGAUGAAAAAUGAUGGUUUUAUGGUGUGACAGUGUCUUGGCCUAGGAACUGGCAGUUGUGAGGGUUUCUGAUAAGAGCAGAUGCUUUUUGGUGAGGAUCUUGCAUUCUGCACAGUAUGCCCUGUCAGAAGUGAGUCGUCAGAGUACCUCUAGAGCUGCUCGUAUGAAGUCUCGUCUUAGUAAAUAACACUAGGAUACUGUGUGCAUUAUAAUGGAUUUAUGAUCAUGUCCUGAAGGACUUUAAAAAAAAACAAAACAACAGAGGAUGUCUGCUGAUGGGGAAGCUGCACAGUUGUACUUUGCUUUUUCCCUGUAGCAACAGAAGCCACUGAGUUUCCUGGGCUUUCCAAGGUCAUGAUCUGUACUGCAGCUGACUGUUGAUCUCGCUAAAAGAAAAUUAAUUUGAAUAAUCAUCAUAAUCUUAUCUCUUGUUUCUGCUGCUCAGCUGCAAGCCAGUCCCCUCUUCCUUUCCUUCUUUCUGUCUCUGUCCCUGCCUUGGCUCACAGUGGUGAGCCUCUGGCUAGGCUUCAGCUUCAUAGCUGAUGACUUUGCUUUUGAGCUAGUCAAGUUUGAUCGCUUUCUCCUUCAUAAUUUGCCUUCCAAUUUUCCCUUCCCAGUAGGAGUGCCUUACAGUAUUGUAUAUUAGUUUCUAUCUUCCUGUUUUGGAUUUCCUGAUUGAAUCUGCUUGUUUGAUUAACUUGUAGGCUUAAACUGGAACUCUCCUGUGGCUGCACAUGCUCUUUUGCUGGGGCAGCUGAAUAAAUCAAUUUGCUUGUUCUGUCCUCAUGAAGUAUGCUCUGCAGGCUGUAUAUACCAGCUCUGAAGAUACCAAGCUGCAUGGAAAUGCCUCACUUUUGCUUAAUCUGGUGCCUUAAAUUUCCAACAAUGAAGAAUUUUGUCAGGAAUGCUCUGCCACGAUGGAGCAUGUUUGGUGUUAGAGCUCUAAACCCUUGCUCAUGGCAAUUUCCAUCUUGCUAGGAGUGGUUAGCAUAAAAUUUGUUUACUAUCUGUGCUUUGAGAGGGAAAUGUGAGAAAAGAUAGCAUUGGGGGGCGGGGGAGAGGGCAUUGUUUUUAUUACCUUCAUUUUGGAGACUAGCUGGGCUUUUUUUCAUAUACAAAUGAGGUUGUGCUAAUGUGAGAACAUCAGUGCUGUGGAUAUAUAAUAAUGGCAUUAAGGCAGGAUCAGGUAACUUGCAGCUUUGCUCCUCCCGGAACCGCUGGCUGGCCUGUGCCAUGUGAUGAGAGGGUUCCACAUGGUAAAGCUGGGUUUGUGGCAGUGAGGGCAUUUACUCAAACUUUAGUUUUAAUUCAGUCGUCUUUCGUGAAAGCUAAGCCUCUGGGGUUUUUUGUCAGCAUUACCUUAGGGAGAGAGUUAACCUGCUUAAAUAUGAGCAUUAUUUGUUAAAGUCUACAGCGAACCUCAUCCUGUGUGUGUUCAUCUUGGGCACAUGUCUGUACUAACUGGGAUCUUUUAAGGCCACUUUUGACCCCAAGUAGCAGGAUCCCCAUUUGGCAGUGGCACUGUUUUCCCUUCACUUUAAUAGUGUAGUGAGCAGACAGCCUGGACGAUAGAUAGUGUGCCAAGUGCUUCUUUACUUGAAAACCCUGGUGUGCACACACUGGCUUGGGUCAUAUCUUAAUAUGCAGGUUUCUUCCUGGAUACUAAGGUGGCCCUUAAGUCAGCUCAGAAUGCCACUUGUGGGCAGCAUUGGAGAACUUUGGGCCUGGAAGGCUAUUAACUGUCCAGGACCAAUGUCUGUUAGGUCUCAUCCACAUACACAGCUGUAAUUGGCUCAGUAACUUAUUUUUGUCUAAUAUGUGUGUUGAACCAAUGUAAAUCAUUGAAUGCAUAGCACUGUACUGGUGGAGAAAGGAUUUAUUUCAGUUUUGCUUAUGCACUUGAUCUUGCUCCAACUAAAGUGUUUUCAGACUGAUUUUGAGUGGCACUGAUACCUCUGAUGCUAGGUAGGCUUAUACCAGGCCCUUCUGUACUUGAGCCAAGCAAAAGUAAGAAUUAAUGAGCAAAAUGCACAUUUGAAGAGGUAAAGGCAGUUUCCAGAUAAGCACCAGUCGAGUUGAAGCAGUUUGAGGCCGAGGGAAGCCAGGCAUGAUAGGCAGAGCUCAGGGUUUGGUACUGGCUCCUUUGGCCUGGCCUUACUUCCCACCAGCGCUCCAGCUCACCUGCAGCACCGUAAGUUGUUUGAAAACAAUUAUAUGUGUGUGCUACUUCAUCUGUUAAUUUAUUGGCAACAUUGUUGUGUGUGUUUCAUUGGUCUUUUGUUUAUUUUUUGGUUUUUUUUGUUGUUGUUGUUUGGUUGUUGUUUUACUUUUGACAAGGAUUUUGUUUAAAUUAUCUGCAACUACUAGGCAAUGGUCUUAAUUUAUUAUUGAUGUGUAAUAAUGUAAUUUAAAUUCGGUGAGUUGAAUUGCGUGUUGAUACUUGAGCAGGGUUUAUUUGGAUUCACUUGUGACAGCAUCAGAGCAUCAGUCCCUUCUGUAUAAAGGCAUCUCUCAAUAAACACUACAAAAAUUA